CUGCUGGUCGUUAUAUACGCAAAGCAAUCUUUCUUCAUUCAAGCUCUGCUAAAAUUUCUUCUGUUCAUCAAUGGCGGAACUCGAGUGCCCAACGGUGAUGAGCAAGCUGAUCUCCUACCUCUCAUCUCUCCUCCAACGGGUUGCUGAGUCCAAUGAUCUUAACCCCCGAUUCCACCCACAGAAGAUCUCGGCGUUUCAUGGUCUUACCAGACCAACUAUCUCAAUUCAGACCUAUUUAGAGAGGAUUUUCAAGUAUGCCAAUUGUAGCCCUUCCUGCUACGUUGUUGCAUAUGUUUAUCUCGAUCGGUUUACUCAGCAACAGCCUGCGCUUUCCGUCAAUUCAUUCAAUGUUCAUCGGUUGCUGAUUACGAGUGUAAUGGUUGCUGCCAAGUUCAUGGAUGAUAUGUACUAUAAUAAUGCAUACUAUGCAAAAGUAGGAGGAAUCAGCACAACAGAGAUGAACUUUCUUGAAGUGGAUUUCCUAUUUGGAUUGGGGUUCCAAUUGAAUGUGAAUCCAACCACAUUUCACACCUACUGUUCUUAUCUCCAAAAAGAAAUGUUCCUUCUUCAGCCACCACCAAAUAUAGAAGAAUUAUCAUCAUCCUCUUAUAAAUCAAGGUCAACAAAGCUCCUCCACUACGAGGAUGAUCAACAACAGCAACAACAAGAAGUGGUAGCUGUUUGAUUAAUCUGCUUUUUUUAUCUUCCUAUAUCAUAUUAUGAAGCUUGAAUCUUAAUUUUUAGGUAGAUCUGUAGAUUAUUUGAUAUGGGUUUAGCAAGUUAAGCCUUUUUUUGGCUAACCCUUUUUCCAGAACCAAAAUUGACAAAUCCAGAGUAAGGUACACCUUUCUUUGCAAGAGGUACAUGUUGAUGUAACAGUAAUGCUCUGGACUUGGAAAGUUUUAUAAUGGAAAAAGGAUUAACCUUUCUUUUUGUAUUUCAUGUUUGAGGGUGCAUGUGACUUGAAUCAAAUGGUGGUAUAUACAGAUGGGAUGCUUUUUAUUUGCUUUA
This is a messenger RNA of Cynara cardunculus var. scolymus (artichoke), 1011 nucleotides long. Its product is annotated as cyclin-U4-1-like. The record is from RefSeq and is a predicted model, not a curated record. The coding region runs from base 71 to 685 and encodes 204 amino acids. Gene Ontology annotation, molecular function: protein kinase binding. Gene Ontology annotation, biological process: regulation of cyclin-dependent protein serine/threonine kinase activity. The transcript has 2 exons. NCBI's taxonomy places the organism in Eukaryota, Viridiplantae, Streptophyta, Magnoliopsida, Asterales, Asteraceae.